AAAUCACAAACACACAAACCAAGCAGACAGAAAACGACAGAGAGAGAGAGAGAGAGAGGGGCGUCAAGAGAAGAGGAGGGAGAGAUUACACCAGAAGAGGAAUACAACAAGGGAUGAAAGGAGAUACCCCCGUGAACAGCACCAUGAGUGUCGGACAGGCCAGGAAGCUGGUGGAGCAGCUCAAAAUUGAAGCCAGUUUCUGCCGCAUCAAGGUUUCUAAGGCGGCGGCGGACCUAAUGGCGUACUGUGACGCGCACGUGUGUGAGGAUCCCCUCAUCACCCCCGUGCCCACCUCCGAGAACCCCUUCAGGGAAAAGAAGUUCUUCUGUGCCCUCCUGUGAUCCGCAUGCAAGGAGGACACGCGGGCACCGAGGGAGAAGAGAGCAAAGACGACGACGAGGGGGGAAUACUAUGCCUACUCUAUAGGUCGCAGAUUUUUAAACCUGCAGUGCACACACACACUCACACUCACACACACACACAAGUUACUGAACCAAAUUCUUAUCACUAGAGUUAUACUUCGACCUUUAUAAAAAUCAGUAACAAAAUAC
This is a messenger RNA of Engraulis encrasicolus (European anchovy), 551 nucleotides long. RefSeq names its product guanine nucleotide binding protein (G protein), gamma 3 (gene gng3). Gene Ontology annotation, cellular component: heterotrimeric G-protein complex. The transcript has 3 exons. Gene Ontology annotation, biological process: G protein-coupled receptor signaling pathway. The record is from RefSeq and is a predicted model, not a curated record. Gene Ontology annotation, molecular function: G-protein beta-subunit binding. NCBI's taxonomy places the organism in Eukaryota, Metazoa, Chordata, Actinopteri, Clupeiformes, Engraulidae. The coding region runs from base 114 to 341 and encodes 75 amino acids.